GGUUUUCGCACGUUACAUGUGCGGCAAAGACCGCACUUUGAAAUUCAUUCGCUUCAAUGUCGAUAUCUGCGGACAUGAUAAUAACUCGAUCCAGGCAAUCUUCUUAAUGAAACCACCAAGAUCAACGAUUAAUCGAGCUUAUGUAACUACAUCCGUUGUCUUAAUUCCGCUAUGCCUCGUCGACCGGUUAGGCCACAGGAUCGCCAGCGGGUCGUACGCGCAUGCGACCCAUGUAAAGCUUCAAAAAAGAGAUGCAACGGAGAACAGCCUUGCAGUGCAUGUGAGAGAAAGGGAAAUACUAGAUCUUGUUGCUACACGGCAGGCCGGCGGCACCAUCCUCUUCCGCGUACUAGCUCUGUCCCUCUCCAGCAUGUUUCCCAGGAAAAUACCAGCACCUGCUCUACAACGAAUCUUCCUCAACGGGCACUGAUAUCACCAAACGGGUCGUGGGAAGGCAAUGAUCAGUGUGUCAGAUCACCGAGUAGUCCAUGUAGCAUUGAUGCAGAUACGAGACAGACGCGACCGGAAGAGUACAUUGAAGACAGUACACAGGACUCUUCUAGUGAUUCUUUGGAUCAACCGCCGGUCAUGCUAUCAAGCGUGAAUGGGGAGAAGGUUUUCAUCGGAAACACAGCGGCGAUUUCUUUUCUACGUUUCCUCCAAAGAACGUUGGAGCGAAACGCAGGAACAUCCUGCUUUACAGACGCUCAAGAAAGCCAUCGACUCUUUGAAGCUGAAACAACAUCAAUCGGAUCGAGUGCUUUCUAUGACAGCAUGAGCCUUGAAGAUAGAAUAUCGUUCAUUCAAUCCUUCCUUGAUGCUUCUGCUGGUCUCCUGGACUUGUACUCGUGGGAAGAAGUCUCUCAAAUGUUGAAUUUACAUUGUCCAACUAUUGGGGAUAAGGUGGAGCCAACUGCCGAAAGACUGAACAGCCUACAAUCAGCAUCACUUUACUUAAUGGUCGCCAUUGGAGCCCAAUGUUGUGGUCGUAGCAGAGCAGAUGUCACAUAUGCUGCCGAUUUAUUCUCCUUCGCUCGCAAGCUGGCUUUAGAGGGAAUGUUAGAAACACCUAGUCUUGAUCUUGUACGGGUGUUCAUAUUGAUGGCAUUCUACAUGUGCGGGGCUUGCCGCCGCAAUUCCGCUUUUAUGUAUCUGGGAGUUGCUUCCAAAUCUGCUGACAUAUUGGGUCUUUGCGUGUCCACUCACUAUAAUCGUCUCUCCUCGGACUCUCGAGACAAAAGGCUACGUACAGCUAAAAGUUUGCGCGUUUUUGAUGUUAUCUGUAAUUCUAUUCUUGGCCGGCCUACAAGCACUUCACCCGUUCCCUCGGACUCUAACAGCCAUCUCAUCGAUGACAAUUCUAUGACCGCAGACGUUAAGUAUAAGGCCCUGGCGUUAGGGGCCGCGUACGAAGUGACGUCUAUUCUAGACGUUUCUGUUACUAAAUCUGCCGCCGGAGAUUUGAAUUCCAGCGAAGCCGAAACGCUUUUGCUGGCAUUACAGCAGCGCAGUCGCAGCUUUCCAACGAUUCUAAGACAGCUGGACGGAGAAACAAUGGUUUCAGGUCAAAGUGUGACUAUCGGAAAUAUCCAUGUUUCUGGGGUCUAUUAUUUCAGUGUCAUCAUCGUCACACGCCACUUCCUUAUACAGCACGUUGUCCCUCAGCUCUCGAGGCAUGCCCGCAGCUCGAUCAAGAACCAUCAUAGCUUACAUCGAGACCCAACAACGGACGUCAAAGUUGCCCGUUUAGCUGAUGCUUGUGUCGAAGCAGCUACAUAUAUGGCGCAAAUGUGUUACCAGGUAAUGAAAUCCGGGCAGUUGAUGGGCAAUAUGUGCAUCAUCAAGGCAUGGAUGUUUGCUACUGGGCUCGUUCUCGGCUUUUCGUUCCUCGCAGAGACGGGGGACACAAGAACUAAUCGACAGGCGGCAUUUCUUAAGACCUUACAAGUGCUCGGGGACCUCAAGCGUCUUAGCCCACAGGCAGAACAGUAUUACAAUAUCCUUGCAAAUUUUCACCAAGCAAUCAAAGCAUAUCAUGCUCAAGUGCAACAGGAAGAGCAAAUACUAACGCCAAAGCUGGUUGAUCAAAUAUUCCUUCCAGACAUAACACAUGAGCUUGGGCCAGAGGUAAUUGGAGCUCACCUUCCGAGCCCAGACAUGAGCAUUCUUGAUAGCGGUUCCAUAGAUUGGCAAGAGCAGGUGUCACUCAAUAUUUUGAAUGAGGGAGUCAACAUUGAACCCCCAUUCCUUGGAGAGCACGACGUAAUUGUGCAGAUGCUCUGGGAGUUAGAUGCACAGAGAAUGAGUAACCCCGAACCCUCUCUUCUUGGAACAGAACUUGGAUUUCUGCCCUGA
Aaosphaeria arxii CBS 175.79 is the source of this 2355-nucleotide messenger RNA. RefSeq lists its product as uncharacterized. Gene Ontology annotation, biological process: positive regulation of transcription from RNA polymerase II promoter by galactose; DNA-templated transcription. The transcript is spliced from 5 exons. Gene Ontology annotation, cellular component: nucleus. The coding region runs from base 172 to 2355 and encodes 727 amino acids. The record is from RefSeq and is a predicted model, not a curated record. Gene Ontology annotation, molecular function: RNA polymerase II cis-regulatory region sequence-specific DNA binding; DNA-binding transcription factor activity, RNA polymerase II-specific; zinc ion binding. Lineage: Eukaryota; Fungi; Ascomycota; Dothideomycetes; Pleosporales.